This is a messenger RNA of Paracoccidioides lutzii Pb01, 1866 nucleotides long. RefSeq lists its product as hypothetical. Bases 1 to 1866 code for a protein of 621 amino acids. The record is from RefSeq and is a predicted model, not a curated record. The transcript is spliced from 4 exons.
AUGGCUUUACUUGCUUCUUCGCCCAAGAAGGUGGUCCGCGCUCGAGCUAUCUCCCAACCCACUACACUGCCUGCCAAUUCUCAACCUGCUUCUGCUCCUGCCACUCCUUCUACUCCCGCUUCUCCUCCUCCUGCUCGUCGUCCUCUAUCUCUUGUUCCUCGUCAGCCCAAAAACAAGAGAAGUGGAAAAAGAGAGCACCGAAAGAGGCUCCAUGAAGCAGUCCAAACUUCCCCCGACGAGCUAAAGAAUAGCAUGAUGAAAACAGCUGAGACCUACUUCAAGGAUAAAACGACCUUGGUUGACAUCUCAGUGCAUCUGAUCAACAGUCAACCUCUCGACGAAACUAUUCACGAGGGCUUGUGGAAACGAAGUGUUGAUAUAUUCGCAAAUACUGAUUCCAAAGCAUCUCGAGCGCGCCGCCUUGAGGAAGGUCGAGCUGUAUUACAAACAGAGUGCUCUACGAAUGACUAUGCCAAGCGAUUGAGCAUGCUGCUGUCCCGUAUUGAAAUUGAUGAGAUGACUCUUUCAGUUCCAGAUAAUGAGUGCCGGCAGGGUGUCGGCAAAGCGACAAUAGCCAAUGAACAGUAUGCAAAGGAAGCUAAUGUGGAUUCUGAAUAUGUAUCAACAACUAAAUCUCGGAGCCGCAACUAUGCUCGUCUUGUAAUCAAAAGUGGUCCUGGAAUUUUGGCAUGUUUGGAUGGACAAGAUUCAAGAACGUGGGAGAGGCGCUCUCUAGAUGUUGACCUGCUGCUUAAGUUUGUGAAAGAAAAGUAUCCUAAACGGGAGGAGACCUUUCGCCGCCAUGACCGAAUAUGCGCAAAGGCGAUGCUCAGUGGGCUUAGAGCUUGUGGAUGGACGGACAACCAGAUUUUGCAGAGUAAGGGAAAAAUGCUGACGGCCAUGAGAAAAUAUUUCAUUGAGCUCGUGCAGGGAGAGACGAGCAAAGAGUACGACGAGCCCAGCAGCAAACGGCCAUGUCGCGGCUUGCAGGCACAUAUGCCUAGAGUUAAUUCAUUAGGAGACCUGGGUCCUCAUAUAAACUCACAUGGCAACAUUCCAAUGCAAGUUCUCGCUGCUGCUGCAACUUCGGAAACCCAACGCGACAGACCGCACAUCGCACAGCAGGUUGUUGAUACAAUUCGAUCCUUACCUUCCGCAAACUCACAGUCCGCACCCACAGAACUCAAUCAUACAACGAAUUCAAGGGCUACCGUGGAGGAUUUGGCUAUCCCAGCUGAGACACUGCUGUCGACUGUAUCCCCGCAGCCUCGUUUGAAUGGCCUGACCGAAACAAACGGUAUGAAUAUUGAGCAGCCGAGGCCUUCCAGAAAUUACCCCCAGAGUACGUCGCAAGGAAAAUCUACAGCCAACAAACCGUACCAAAAUGUUUACAUUCAAUCAGGCAAUACAGGUACGCGAAGUAUAUUGCCUCGAAGCAUAGUAUUUCAGCCAGCGAAUUCGGCGCCGGUAGCACGACCGAACGUUACUGGAAGCGAGCAGGGGUGUCAGCGGCAGCUUGGAGAGCGCAGGAAUCCGUUAACCCCGACAUUCCCGCCAUCCCCAAGCCCUAUGUCUGAUGGCUCCGGUUCGAAUAACGCGAGACAGGAAUUUGUACCUCAAGCUGCCCCUCACAAUUUAGACUUCAACUGCUUUGAUAGUGCAAUGGAAGCCUUCGCCUGUCGGGUCGUCCCCUACGGUUCGGACUUCAACGACCUUGGCAAUGUAAACGACGAAAUGCAGCUGUUCGCAUCUCAGGACGCAGUCGCUCUCGCGUCGGGCUUUGAAAAUUUUGGAAGUGCAAACUAUGAAAUGCAGCAGUUCGCAUCUCAAGGCGCUAAUCUCUAUGUUUCGGACAGUACAGCGUAA